CAUCAUUCAUCGGGAGGCAGGGAUGCUGUUCCAGUGAAACUGUCGCGUGUUAAUGGACUAAGGGCCUUAGCUUGACGUUCAUCGACAUUUUGUUCCUGACAGUGCGUGGUGUAUGAACAUAGAGACAGAUAUGUUCUAACUUUGUUUCUUUUAUAUGGAAUACCAGUCAUGUACAACAGAGGCUUCAGUGUGGCGUGGAUUAACCCAGCUUUUGUGUACAUAGACAAUAGCCAGGAGAUAUAGGAUCUGAUUACAGUGUUGAUGUGAUACCAUCAGAGAAACUUGCUAGCUUGUUUUAUUCUCAAAUAAACAUUGGGGUUCAAUUAAGUCUAAAGGCUUGCUGAUAUACCUGAACAAUAUUUAAAGUUGAAAUGGAAUCGGAUCAAGAAAUGUCCAAUUCUGCCUCUGCUUCGACAGACAUUGUCUUGAAUUCCAUCGAACACAAGAGCGCGGAAAGGGCCAUUUGGAUCAAAUGUUUUCUGAACGGAAACCCUUACUUCCCUGGCGAGAGGGUGCUCUACAGCCAGAGGAGGUUUAAGACGGAGGAUGCUUUCCUGGACGAAAUCACCAGAAAGUUGCACAGCGAGAAGAGUGUCCGUGCACUCAGCACUCCCAAAAGAGGAACUCGAAUUCACAGUUUAUUUGAUUUAGAGGAUGGUCAACAAUAUGUGGCGCUCACUAACGACACAUUCAAGAGACUAUCAUACACAGAUAUAGAAACGACGCCACGGAGAAGGCCGCCCGUCAACUACUUAGAUAUUCCAAAGAAAAACAGCAAGUUUCGGGAUGUUUCGGGAAAGAUCCACAAAACCCCCACACAAGCUGUCAAUAUCAAAGUAUGGGCAAACAAGAAGGUAUUUAACAGGCCCCGAGUUGUCACCAUUGGACAGAAAUCCCUAGGCGACAUGGGCAAAGUCCUUGAAUGUAUCAAUGACAUGAAGUGCAUCAAAGAAGAACUGGGCGGGUGUUGUGUUAGGUUGCACUCUAGAGGUGGGACACAUAUCAACGACCCCAAGCUCCUGCAUCAAGAUGAGGGCUAUGUAGCAGUGCGGCAACAUGAUCGGUUUUGUAUGGGCCACUACACUGACGCAACAGCGCGCAACUUUAGGACGUCCCCCAAAAUAGAGAAAUUGCCUCCCUUGAACAUCAGCCGUGGCUCGAAGAACGGCAAACAGUGGUCACCUGACCACUCUCACUCCUCCUACCCCACCUCGGAGAACAGCUACAGUCAUCGAUACAAGAAGCACCAAAACAAUCGUCAGCAACGUGAGCAUCGGGAGGAGGACAAUGUGUUCCCACGGAAACCAGUCACACACAAACGUGCCGCAGAUCGGAAGAAAGGGCGGGAAGUGGAUUAUGAUAAAGAUGAUGGUGGUGUAUUCAAAGCAAAACAAACUAACCGCCAAACUUACGGGGCACGGGAGGUUGGAGAGACCCGGGAUACACGGGUCGACCUCCCUAUCGACCAGGUCCCUGCAGAAGAGGUCAAGGAAGAGGAGACCAGCUCGCAUCCCCCCAACGAUGACCACACCGCCCCUGUCCCUAGCGGUGUUGAACUUACAAAACUCCCAUCAGAUCAAAUCACGGAAGAGGAUGGAGAACAAGAGGAUGAGCGUAUCCGAGGAAAGCCAAACAGUCACAACAACCAUAAUAAUAACAACCGGACUCCACCCAAACACACCAGCAAGGACUACAGUAGAAUGAAUGGCUAUGAUGAUGAUGAGAGGCUUUCCUCUCCCCAGAGACACAGCACCCCCCCAGGAUACGACACCCCGCGCCGUAGCCCCACCCCACGGCAGCAGUCCCGGGAUCACUUCUCCCCAGUCCGAUCCCCUGAUGGCGUGGGAGAUAGUCGAGAAGAAGAAGAGGCUGCCCUGAAGAUCCAGUCCCAUUUCCGCGGACACCAAGUCCGGAAAGAACUGAACAAGGAUGAAGAUUACAAGGAUGAAGAUUACAAGGAUCCGGAUCCUCGUGAUGAUUCGGAUGAUCGCAGGGAUCAGGAUUCUCAUCGCGAUGACUUGGAUUUGUUGCAGCAUGAGAGAGAGGCUGCAGCAACGAAGAUCCAGGCCCACUACCGCGGAUACCAAACACGUAAAAAUAAAUACGAGAGGAAAGUUAAUAGUGUUAUGUCUGCAGGAAGGAAGUCAGUAGCGAGCCAGUCGUCCCAGAGACGGAAUUCCGACCAUGGGCGGCAAGUAGCUGCCGCCACAACCAUUCAGGCUGGAUACCGGGGAUACAGAGACCGGAAGAUGUUGAAGGGAACUCGAUAAUAUUGUUGAUUUAGAGAGGGACAGAAAUAGACACGUGUUGAUGACAGGGCAAGCUUCCCAGUCGAAACGAGAGGGGAUUCCCAGUCAACAAGUCCCAUAUGUUAUAUUUUUAACAAUGUGUCAAGUUUGUGCAAAUCUGUAAUUAUUCAUUGUACAUCCAAGUUUUGCCUCAUUUUAAAAAGAAAUGAAACUUUUGUUAUUAAGCUAAAUUUGAAAUGAUUACCUGUAUUUAACCAGAUGUUAUAGCCUCCGUUCUGUAUUAAGUUGAAUGUUGUUGAUUGUUUUUGACAUUUCUUAAAUCAAAAAGCAAAGGCAUUUCUUUAACUGGUAUUGUGUUUUUAACUGACACAUUUUAUUUAAGGCUUAGUUUUUUUGUGUUUUUUUCUCUUUUGUUGAUAAAAAAAAAAUUUGAAUAGGAAGUAAAGCCAUUGAUUUUGUUUAUGAAUUAUUUUGAUGUUAUUUGAUGAUGAUAAAAGUACUUAUGGGUUUGAGUAAGCUGUAUAAUAACAUGUUUAUCAUUCAGUCAGAUGUGUAUAAAAGUUGUCAUAUAUUUGUCUAUUGUACUCGACCAACUGUGAUACCAAUAUUUACAAACUGUUAUGCAUACAUAGCUUUGCACAUCUGCACUGUGAUUGGUUGAAACUAUUUUAUUUGAUCUGUAAACAUUAAUUGUUCUGCAGUGAGUCACAUAAUCCUACCGUCCUCUAUUUACUUGAAAAAUGCUCACAACCCAUAGGCCUUAUGUAUGGUUUACAUCAUAUAACAUGUAUUCUACGAAUAUUGUGAUUUUAUAUGCAGAUAUGGUCAGAUAUUUUCAAUUUGGAAAAAUAAACCUAGCCGAUUUAUGUGAACCUGCUACAACGUAUGUCGCGCCAUGAGCAUUAACUCGGUGGAAUCUGGCGCAUUUUAAAUAGGCUUAUUAUUAAAAAAUACAUGAAGUUUCUUAUUGUUUCCUGAAACACGUAAUAUGUGAUUUCAAGAACUAUUCAAAGGGCCUCGUCAGCAAAUUUGUGGUUAACGAAAUUAGGCAUUUAUCACGAUUAUUUUUUUGUUAAUCUCAGGAAAUCAAUCCAGACAUAUGUAUUUUUAUUAAUUAUAACAAUUUUGUAAAAAUAUGUGAACUGGAAAGUUUUAUGCCGUAGUUUGAAACAUUUAAAUCUCAAACUAAUGACACAUGGCCCAUCCAAGCUUUUGUUUGUCGUGAUAAUCUAAUGUGACAUGAUAGUUUUGUCGUUGUUAAGUUCAGUUGUCAAGUAGUACAUAGUUUGUACAUAUGGCUUAGUAUUAAUUUCUCUUGUGGCUGUUUUACUUUUUCCAGAAGAACUUGAAGUCAUUAUGUGUCAUAGAUGAUAAACAGUGAAUCUUGUCAUAAAAACUAGAAUUGUUUCGAAACGUAACCAGGGUAUAUCGAUGUACCUAAUGAAAGGUUUAUUUGAUUUGUCAAUAUUAAUUUUGUACAAAUCGACCCACCUAGACCUUCUCUCAAUACAUUCCAAAACAGCAGCCACAAGUACAUGUACACCUAAUUUGCAAAAUAUGCUGGUUCAGCAAGUUGUAUAUAUGGCCGAUAUACAUGUGGUCCGCUGAAUUAUGCUGUGUUUUAUUGUCUGUGAUACUUUUACUUUUAUUUCAGUAUUUAUUUGUGGUUGUACAAGCAUCUAUAUAUUGUUUUGUUUCUGUUCAUACCAAUUAUCAAAUGAAAAGUAUUACACUAUCAUAUCCGUCCAUUUCCCAGCUUUCCGUCCAAAUCAAGACUUUUCCUGCCAAAUAUGUAUAUGCAAUCUGUAAACCUGCAAAAAAUCAGUCAAGGUUACUAUGAUGCACCAACAAAUGUUUCCAAUCUGGACUUAAAUGUUUUGAACCAACUGAUUCGUAGCCAAAAACUGUCUUGUCUUUUCAGUCAAAAUCACCAGCAUUUAUGGCAGCAGAACACUGUUUCUAUUUCAACUUGGUUUUCAAUACUUUUGACCUUUUUUUUAGAAAGAAAUUUGUGUAAUGACCUGCUAUGAGUAUCCUGGCAAGGAUAUCUAUCUUGUAAACGUUUCCUGUGACCUAAAAUAAGAUCUAAAUUCUGUCUGGUUCUGCUCUUAAGUUGAUGUAUGUUUGAGUCUGUCUUGUGUUUGUUAACUAACCUGGUGUUUGGGACAUACUAACGUGACAAAGUAGCUAUGUUGACUAUGUAGUACACAGUGUACAGGUGUAAUUGCUCUGCCUAACACAUGAUGUAUUUCCACUAAUGUCUACAGUGUGUAGAUCACUGUUAAACACUUGUGUUGCACACCUCAGUAAUGUAGGGUCCAUUAAUGUAAAACUUGGGUCCCUGUGCAAAACAUUUUGAUAGCCAAUAAAUUGUCUUCACAAAAA
Molecule: messenger RNA, 4634 nt
Organism: Haliotis rufescens (red abalone)
Lineage: Eukaryota; Metazoa; Mollusca; Gastropoda; Lepetellida; Haliotidae
Product: doublecortin domain-containing protein 2-like
Exons: 12
Coding region: 372-2270 (632 amino acids)
Biological process (GO): intracellular signal transduction
Cellular component (GO): microtubule; microtubule organizing center
Molecular function (GO): protein binding
Source: RefSeq, a predicted model, not a curated record